Molecule: messenger RNA, 677 nt
Organism: Botrytis cinerea B05.10
Lineage: Eukaryota; Fungi; Ascomycota; Leotiomycetes; Helotiales; Sclerotiniaceae
Exons: 1
Coding region: 44-640 (198 amino acids)
Source: RefSeq, a predicted model, not a curated record
GACAAGCUAAACAACCGACAUUAUCAAGUUUGAUAUCGAAGCAAUGGCUCCCUUAAGUAAACAAUCCCAAAGCAUCGAGUCGGGUACAACCGUUCUCUACAAUCUCAGCCUUGAUGAUAUCACGGAGUCCAAUGAUAGAUACAGGAAACAAAUUUCCUCAUUUUUCCGACCUGUCAAAUCGAAUAGGGCUGCUAAUAAGAAGCAACGCACGCCGACCAGUAUCCUAGAGGACAGUACCAGUAUCCUAGAGGAUAGUCCCAACAUCAAAGAGGAUAAUCUCAAUAUCAAAGAGGAUAGUCCCAACAACAUCAAAGAGGAACGUGAAGAGGUUUUUGUAGGGUCGGGCACCAUGGAAAAAGCCCCUAUGGCAUUGUUCAGGCGGCGAAGAAAUUAUAGAUCGCAGUAUCAGGAUAUUUCAAAAGCCGGAUUUGAAUAUAGCGAUUCAAUGUCAACGGGCCAGGACUCCAAACAUAUCAAUCCAAGAACCGCCCAUUUCAUGCUUCGGAGAGAGCAAGGGCUAAGACGAUUGCUGACUCUGAGUGAUGAUCAGACGUCUCAUGCCCAAAUAAUGGCUGCAAUAGUGGCUAGAGACACUGCCAAAGCAAACGUUCUCAAAAAGACGAACACCGGCUCGAAGUAAUCCUAGCUAACAAGCUAUUGGUAUUCUUCAGUAAUCA